Molecule: messenger RNA, 793 nt
Organism: Morus notabilis
Lineage: Eukaryota; Viridiplantae; Streptophyta; Magnoliopsida; Rosales; Moraceae
Product: signal peptidase complex subunit 3B
Exons: 6
Coding region: 141-644 (167 amino acids)
Biological process (GO): protein targeting to ER
Cellular component (GO): membrane; signal peptidase complex
Source: RefSeq, a predicted model, not a curated record
AAAAAAAGAAAAAGUCACACAAUUCGAUUCUUGAUUCAUCCUUCUCCUCAGAAGUAGAAGACUCCUCAGAAGUAGAAGAAGAAGAAGAAGAAACCCCCAAACAGCAAAUCAAAAACCCAGAAGAGAAGAGAGAAGAAGAAAUGCAUUCGUUUGGGUACAGAGCCAAUGCUCUGCUGACCUUCGCUCUGACCAUUCUCGCUCUCAUGUGCGCCAUCGCCUCUUUCUCCGACAACCUCAAUCACCCUUCUCCGGCUGCCCAAGUCCAGGUUUUGAACAUCAAUUGGUUUCAGAAGCAACCAAAUGGGAACGACGAGGUCAGCAUGACUUUGAAUAUCUCAGCAGACUUGCAGUCACUUUUCACUUGGAACACAAAGCAGGUUUUUGUUUUCUUAGCUGCUGAAUAUGAAACCCCAAAGAACUCCUUGAAUCAGAUAUCCCUUUGGGAUGGUAUUAUACCCGCAAAGGAGAACGCAAAAUUCUGGAUUCACACCUCAAACAAGUACCGUUUCAUUGAUCAGGGAAGUAAUCUCCGCGGAAAAGAAUUCAACUUGACAUUGCACUGGCACGUGAUGCCCAAGACUGGGAAGAUGUUCGCCAACAAGGUAGUUAUGUCCGGAUAUCGCUUGCCGGAGGAAUAUAGAUGAGAAUGACGUGUAUUUUUGUUCCUGUAACUUUAGCGUUUCAGUACAUUGGGGAUACAUAAAUGGCCAUUUAAACUAGCAAGAGAACUAGAAACAGUAAAGGAUUUGAUUUUGACAUCGGAAAUGAAAAACUCUGUUGGAUUUUGAGUUUA